Molecule: messenger RNA, 618 nt
Organism: Naegleria gruberi
Lineage: Eukaryota; Heterolobosea; Eutetramitea; Acrasida; Naegleriidae
Exons: 1
Coding region: 1-618 (205 amino acids)
Source: RefSeq, a predicted model, not a curated record
AUGAUUUCUUCCACUCAACAACCAACUUCAUCCAUGACUGUACUCUCAUCCUCCGAAGAUAGGGAGGGUAAUGGUGCAUCUUCUACAAAUGUUGACUCUCUGAUAACAUCAGUUGAAUCUAUUGAAGACAUUUCAACAAGUCGUAGUAUGAACACUUCACAAAUACCAAAUUUACUUCAACAAUCAACAGCAACAACCAAUAAUUCCGAUCAUCAUGCAACAACAGAGGAAACAGAAGAAGGAGAUGAACCACCUUUUGAAAUAUCAGUUAUUGGAAAUACAGGAGUAAUUGCUAUAGCUUUGAAGGAUAAACAGGAUUAUAUUCACUCUGACAUUAUUCCAGCAAUUACGAAAAAAUUGGAUAAAUUAUUUAGAUUGGCCAAAGCAAAGCCAAAAAUUCAUAAAUAUUCGAGAUUGAGCGAAAUAUGGGAAGAAUUCAAAGAAUGGUUUGGAACUAAUGCUUGGGAAGUUUUCUUGUUCAGAUUGUUCGAUUGUUUGAUAGUCAUGUCUGUACUAUUCUGCAUGAGAAAGAUUUUACCUACAAGUAUUUCAAGACUUUUGGAAUGGUUUAUUGAUCCAGUCGAUGAGGGUUUCCCUUACAGUCAACAAGAACAAUAA